GUCAACAAAGAGCAUACUUUAAAGAAGCUUUUAGCAAAAGAGAAAUUCCCUUCCGACCAUCUUUCCAAGCACCUACGUAAAGCAUCCAGUUCUUCGCCCUCCACAUUCCUUCGCUUAAAGCAAAACCUACAGCGUUCGUCUUCCUCGGCCAAACAGGGGACUCAUUCGGCUCCGUCGAUUUUCACAGCCCGCCGUCGCAGAAAUGACUAACGUGGUGGAGUUGAAGGUGGGUCUGCACUGCGAAGAGUGCAUCAAGAAGAUCCUCAAAGCAAUCAAGAAGAUGGAAGAUGUGGAUACCUAUGACGUGGACGUGGAGCUGAACAAGGUGACCGUGACCGGAAACGUGACGUCGGAGGCAGUGAUCAGAGCGCUUAACAAGAUCGGAAAGCAAGCGAGUCGCUGGGGAUCGGACGAUCAAACUACUUAAAAACUAUGGAAGUUCUUUCGCGCUAGGGAUCGAUCGAUUGACGGGGACAAUCGCCAGACUCCAGACUCCAGGUACAGCAAGAGGGGAUUAAACUAGCUUAUGGUCGUGAAUGGUCGAAAUUCGAAGUUGUACGCUAUUUAUCCGCCACUGAUAAUCAGAUCCGCGUGUGAAGUGCCAUGUAUAUGAGCGGUUUCCUUGUCGCC
Messenger RNA from Eucalyptus grandis, 630 nucleotides. RefSeq names its product copper transport protein ATX1. Gene Ontology annotation, molecular function: metal ion binding. Bases 203 to 427 code for a protein of 74 amino acids. The transcript has 3 exons. Lineage: Eukaryota; Viridiplantae; Streptophyta; Magnoliopsida; Myrtales; Myrtaceae. The record is from RefSeq and is a predicted model, not a curated record.